Messenger RNA from Sphenostylis stenocarpa, 1131 nucleotides. The record is from the annotation of a GenBank genome assembly. Lineage: Eukaryota; Viridiplantae; Streptophyta; Magnoliopsida; Fabales; Fabaceae.
AUGUAUCGCGUUCUUCACCGCGCUUUGUGCACCGCCACAGAGCCCGCCACCGUUAGCAUCAAGUCCAUUUCGGAGGAUCUGUACAAGGAAGUGAAGUUAAAAAGGGUGGUCGAGAAGUUCAAGAAAGCUUCCGACAUCGACCGCUUCCGCAAAAAAACCGGCAUCUACGAGGACACGGUGCGGCGCCUCGCCGGCGCCAAGCGCUUUCGGUGGGUCCGUGACAUCCUCGAACACCAAAAGCAGUACUCCGAUAUUUCCAAAGAGGGUUUCUCUGCGCGCCUCAUAUCCCUCUAUGGCAAAUCCGGCAUGUACAAACACGCGCGCAAGGUGUUCGACGAAAUGCCCCAGCGAAAAUGCGACUGCACCGUGCUCUCUCUCAACGCCCUCUUGGCUGCAUACCUUCACUCCGGGAAGUACGACGUCGUUGAAGAGCUUUUCAGGUCCCUCCCCUCCCAGCUCUCAAUCGAGCCUGAUUUGGUGUCGUACAACACUCUCAUUAAGGCGUUUUGUGAAAAGGGUUCCUUUGAUUCGGCAUUGUCAGUGCUUAAGGAGAUGGAGGAUAAGGGUGUGAACCCUGAUUCCAUCACGUUUAACACUUUGCUUGAUGGAUUGUACUCAAAGGGUCGUUUCGAGGAUGGUGAGAAGGUGUGGGGGCAAAUGGGUGCGAAGAAUGUUGCACCUGGCGUGAGGAGUUACUGUUCCAAGUUGGUGGGGUUGGCUGGGGAGAAGAAAACGGGUGAAGCUGUUGAGCUUUUUAGGGAAAUGGAGCAGGUGGGUGUGAAGCCUGACCUCUUUUGCAUCAAUGCUGUUAUCAAAGGUUUUGCGAAUGAGGGUAAUUUGGAUGAGGCUAAGAAGUGGUUUAGUGAGAUUGCAAACUCUGAUUAUGAUCCUCAUAAGAGUACUUACUCUACCCUCGUUCCCUUCCUGUGUGAAAAGGGUGAUUUGAAGACUGCAGUUGAGAUGUGCAAGGAGAUUUUCAAUAGCCGGUGCCGUGUUGACGCGUCAUUGCUGCAGCUCGUGGUGGAUAAGCUGGUGAGUGAGGGCAUGAUUUCAGAGGCGAAGGAGAUUGUGGAGAUUGGGAAAACCAAUAGGUACUGUCGCUAUAAGCUAAAUUUGCCUGCAGAAGAGUAG